Molecule: messenger RNA, 444 nt
Organism: Lactuca saligna
Lineage: Eukaryota; Viridiplantae; Streptophyta; Magnoliopsida; Asterales; Asteraceae
Source: the annotation of a GenBank genome assembly
AUGAUGGGCCCACAUCAAAACCCAAUCGAGAUUCACAAAAGGUACCGCAAAGAAGCUUUAAUGAUUCUGACGGAAAAAUGUCCGAAAUCAUCAAUUCUAGAGUUGCAUCUCCACUUUUUGCAAAAGGUGGAAACCUCCCAAAACUGGGAAUCUAGUCCAAAGAAUAGAAUCGAUCAUUCACAAACAGCGAAAAAAGAUGGAAAUACCCUUUUGAAGGAACAUAUUGGGCGGCAGUUUCCGAUGUCACCGAGCUUGUUGCAUGAUGGUGGUUUAACAAGCAAGGGAUAUGAGUCUGGAUCAGGUGGUGGUGGUUGUUUCUGUUUUAACAAGAGGCGGAAUAGGAGGGGGAAGGUGUUGGUUAUUGGAGGCUCAACAUGUACUAUGCUUGAAGAUUUACAAGUUAUUGGAGGAAGGUUUUCUGAAAUUGGGAUUAUAAACAACUGA